GCUCCUUGCGCCUAGGGCCGGGCGCGGUGUCGCAGGCGGAGUAGAGCCCGGAGCCCGGGCAGGAUGCGCCUCGCCGCCCCGCUGCUCCUGCUGCCGGCCCUGCUGCUGCUGCUGCUGGCCGCGCUCCCCGUCCGGGGCCGCCAGGAGCCCCCCGCGCCGGGGCCGCUACUGGCCGCGCAGGGCCCCGCCAACGCCAGCCGGCCGCCGCCGGAGCCGCUGGGCGCCCCCGGGAACCACAGCGGCGCCCAGGUCAGCCUCCUGCCCGCGCUGCUCCGGGACCUGUCCGCGCUCAAGGCCGCAGUGAUCGGGGCGUGCGUCCUCAGCGCCGGCCUCAUCGGC
Terrapene triunguis (Three-toed box turtle) is the source of this 339-nucleotide messenger RNA. RefSeq names its product membrane protein FAM174B-like. The annotation marks the transcript as partial. The transcript has a single exon. Lineage: Eukaryota; Metazoa; Chordata; Testudines; Emydidae. The record is from RefSeq and is a predicted model, not a curated record.